This is a messenger RNA of Glycine soja, 1951 nucleotides long. RefSeq names its product calcium-dependent protein kinase 1-like. The record is from RefSeq and is a predicted model, not a curated record. NCBI's taxonomy places the organism in Eukaryota, Viridiplantae, Streptophyta, Magnoliopsida, Fabales, Fabaceae. Bases 25 to 1788 code for a protein of 587 amino acids. Gene Ontology annotation, biological process: protein autophosphorylation; peptidyl-serine phosphorylation; intracellular signal transduction. The transcript has 7 exons. Gene Ontology annotation, cellular component: cytoplasm; nucleus. Gene Ontology annotation, molecular function: calcium/calmodulin-dependent protein kinase activity; calcium-dependent protein serine/threonine kinase activity; calmodulin binding.
ACAAGGAGUAGUAUCUAGUGUCAGAUGGGAAACAACUGUGUUGGAUCGAGAACCUCUUCUUCUAAAGACGGAACAAAUGGCUCUUCUAAUUCAAGUUCAUUCUGGUGGUCACGUGGACACAAGAAAGAUGCUUCUCAUGCACACAAAAGUGGCAAAAAGAGUGCAAAAGCCGCAGAAACUGUUCAAAACAAGCCUCCGGAGAUGGUGAAAAUCGAGAGGGAGGAUGUGAAGCCUCCUCAUCAAUCCAAAGAGACUAAACCGCCUUCGGAAGAAACAAAGGAGCAGCCAACAAAACCAAAGAGGCCACACAAUGUGAAGAGGCUAGCAAGUGCAGGCCUCAAAACAGAUUCUGUUUUGCAACGAAAAACCGGUAACCUUAAGGAGUUUUACAAUUUGGGACCAAAGCUUGGACAAGGCCAGUUUGGAACCACUUUCCUUUGUGUGGAGAAGAUCACUGGGAAAGAGUAUGCAUGCAAAUCAAUAUUGAAGAGGAAGCUUUUGACAGAUGAGGAUGUGGAGGAUGUAAGGAGGGAGAUUCAGAUAAUGCACCACUUGGCUGGGAGUCCUAACGUGAUCUCCAUCAAGGAGGCUUUCGAGGACGCUGUCGCGGUUCAUGUUGUUAUGGAGCUCUGUGCAGGGGGUGAGUUGUUUGAUAGGAUUGUGGAAAGGGGGCAUUACACUGAAAGAAAGGCUGCUAAGCUUGCAAGGACUAUAGUUGGUGUGAUUGAGUCUUGCCACUCCCUUGGAGUGAUGCAUAGGGAUCUUAAGCCUGAGAAUUUUCUCUUUGUUAAUCAGCAAGAAGAAUCCCCUCUUAAGGCAAUAGAUUUUGGACUGUCUGCUUUUUUCAAACCAGGUGAAAUUUUUGGUGAUGUAGUAGGAAGUCCUUAUUAUGUAGCACCUGAAGUUCUACGUAAGCGUUAUGGCCCCGAAGCAGAUGUAUGGAGUGCUGGUGUCAUAAUCUACAUUCUCUUAAGUGGGGUGCCUCCAUUUUGGGGUGAAUCGGAGCAAGACAUAUUCGAGGCGAUUUUGCAUUCUGAUCUUGAUUUCUCAUCGGAUCCUUGGCCUGCUAUAUCUGAAAGUGCAAAAGACUUGGUUAGGAAGGUGCUUGUCAGAGAUCCUACUAAAAGGAUAACAGCUUAUGAAGUUCUUCGUCACCCCUGGAUUCAAGUUGAUGGAGCUGCUCCAGACAAACCUCUGGAUUCUGCAGUUUUGAGUCGCCUGAAGCAGUUUUAUGCAAUGAAUAAACUCAAGAAAAUGGCUCUCAGAGUUAUAGCACAGAAUCUUUCUGAAGAAGAAAUUGCAGGGUUGAAAGAAAUGUUUAAAAUGAUAGACACAGACAACAGUGGUCAAAUUACAUUUGAAGAACUCAAGGUUGGACUGAAAAUGUUUGGUGCUAAUCUCAAUGAAUCUGAAAUUUACGACCUUAUGCAAGCAGCUGACGUUGAUAACAGUGGCACAAUUGAAUAUGGAGAAUUCAUAGCUGCAACAUUGCAUCUAAACAAGGUUGACAGGGAAGAUCAUUUAGUUGCGGCUUUCGCUUAUUUUGAUAAAGAUGGAAGUGGAUACAUCACUCAAGAUGAGCUUCAACAAGCUUGUGAAGAAUUUGGCGUUGGAGAUGUCCGCUUGGAGGAAAUGAUCCGAGAAGCUGAUCAAGAUAAUGAUGGAAGAAUAGACUACAAUGAAUUUGUGGCUAUGAUGCAGAAAGGCCAUGCAGAUUUGGGUAAGAGGGGUCGAAAGGGUAACACUAGUUUUAGAGUUGGAUUUAGGGAAGCACCACCUGUACGUUAAUUAUAGUGGAUCAAUUUCCCUUGUUUCUUUUUUCCCAUUUUUGUUUUUUUUGGUAAAUUAGCAUUUUCUCCACGGUUGUUGUACUUAGUCUCUUGAGAGGAACCUAAAUGACUCGUAUUCCACAAAAUGUUGAUAGGCAUGCUUCAUGGAUUUUGCCAUCUUA